GUUUUAUAAGCAUUUAUCAGUACUUCUAUGAUUUACACACAUCAAUAAUCUUACAAUAAGACCUUUAACCAUUGGUUGGUACAGAAAACAUGUUACUUAGCAUCUGGUACUUCGCACGGGCGUGUAUACAUGGUAUAAUUAUUGUUCGUGGGUUGUUGUGAUUAAUGUAUUAAUGCUUUAAUAGAAAAGGUGUGGCUCAUAGACAUUAUGAUCGUGAAAAAACAUACCCUAUAAGAAUUGGUUAAUGUGGAAAAAUUUACCUAGCAACCGUUGCUAUGGUGCUCAUUGGGUCUAUAUGGAAACAUUCAUCGCAUGAGGAAUCUAUGGGCCAGAUUUAAUUUCUGAUCUAUUCUGAGUAAAUUAUAUUGAUCAUAUUGAUCUGAACUAUGAUAAACAAUUUGUAGCUAUGGAAAAGGGUCCCUUAGAAACCGUUGCUAUGAACAAAUGGAUUAAAACUGUUGUGAUACGAAGGAACAUGCUUUAGAUUACAAUUUAUGUGAAAUAUCGCUCGUGAAAAUGUUACUCAAGUCCAAAUAUACUCAGUUACUAAAGUAAAUAUGUUACAUGCAACCGUUGCUAUAUUUGGUAAACUCACGUUGGCACCCCCUGCUAAAAAUGUUUAAAAUAACCUACCUUUGUGCCAGUUUUCAUGCUUGUACCAUUUUCUGAACAUUUUGUUUCACCAAUCACCUAGACUAAAAGAGCCAAGUUAUGGAAACACCAACUGAAUCGAUAGACACCAAUGGCUUCACUGUCGACGAUGAUUUUGUGGCUUGGAAUGCGGGAAGCAUCGAAAAUAGCGCCUUUGUUCGCACGAUGUACGGCUUGAUCGCCUUCUCUGGUAUUACGGGUAACGCCCUCGUGUGUUUCGUUCUCCUACGAAUCCCUUCACUCCGUACUCGAACCAGUCAAUUCAUCAUCAAUCUGGCCAUCAAUGACCUCGUGACAGCCGUCUUCGUCAUUCCGUUGCAUCUGUUUCCGAACUUUCCACCUGCCCCGUCCGGUUUCGCGGGCCAGCUGUACUGUCGUCUUUUCAUCUCCAAGUCUCUGCUCUGGGCUUCUAUCGUCGCAUCGGGUUUGAGUCUUAUCGCCGUCACAACAGAGCGUUAUGUCGCCGUUGUUCACCCCGUUCGGUACAAGUUCUACUUCACAACCAGACUGACCAUCAUCUUUGUCGUUGCAUGCUGGGUGUUUUCUCUGAUUUUGGCUUCGUAUCACAUGGCGUCCUUUUAUCCCUCCGACGGAAUCUGUGUAUUCGUCCCUCUCCGGAGCCCGGUUCAUUCGAUGAUCUUGGGAGUGUUUCUCUUCAUGUUUAUGUAUGCCCUGCCCAUUAUAAUCAACCUUGUGCUUCAGACCCGUGCCAUCAUUGCACUACGGAAGCAGGCCAAAUCAAUGAGCAGCGGUGAUGCACAAGCAGGUGGUGAGACCGGGAUCAAGAAGGACCGAUGGCAAUUGAGAGCAGCAGACGAGAUGCAGAAGACACUCUUGAUCGUCGUUUUGGUUUACGCAUUAUGCUGGGGACCCAACCAUUUCCUCUUUCUUGCCUUCACAUUCGGUGCACCCGUCGACUUCGCAUCUCAGUACUACCACUUUACGGUCAUCAUCGCCCUCUUCAACUCCUGUGUGAAUCCAUUUAUUUACGUCUUCAAGAACAAGUCAUUUCAAAGGGGGGUUCGUCAGGCUCUCCUGCUUGGAGGGACAACAGUUCAUCCCCUAGGGUCGGGGAGCGGAACAGGGACUGGUGGUACAUCUGACAGGGGUACGGGAUCAACCAAUGUGUAGAUUCGUCGCUACUUUCCUCAAAGUUCGACCGUCAAACGGUGAAAGUUCUCUAAAAGAAAAUAAUGGUACAAGGAUUUUAGUUAGGAAAAUUUUUUACUUAGAUUAGGGAAGUUUAUCAAAUAAUAUGAACUUGUUAGAUACGAGUCUAGUAGAUCAAGAUUAUCAACGUGGGAUCAACGUAUUACAUUCGUCUUUAAUUGCAAAACAAAGAAUCUGUUCUUAACCUCAGCUCAAUGUAAAUACAGUGAGGGCAAUGGGGCAAUCUUACGUCAGUAUACCGUGGCUUUGUGAAUUAGCACGCUCGUAUAUCUGUGCACUUAUUACAUUCAGUACCAUUUUGUUUCGUUUUAUUUUAUACCAGAGAAACAAGAACAAAGAUGAAAUAUUUAAAAAGGGGACAAAGAGUAG
Molecule: messenger RNA, 2190 nt
Organism: Lytechinus pictus (painted urchin)
Lineage: Eukaryota; Metazoa; Echinodermata; Echinoidea; Temnopleuroida; Toxopneustidae
Product: pyroglutamylated RF-amide peptide receptor-like
Exons: 3
Coding region: 712-1782 (356 amino acids)
Biological process (GO): G protein-coupled receptor signaling pathway
Cellular component (GO): membrane
Molecular function (GO): G protein-coupled receptor activity
Source: RefSeq, a predicted model, not a curated record